AUGGAGGUUCUAACGGAUGGGUCUUAUCGCGCAGGCGCGGGGAAGAUACAAUGUCUGGAGGAUGUCGCAUACAACACAGCAGAUCUGAGGAAGGAGGCCGACAGAGUCGUGGAUGAUGUCUGGGCUACGUUUGUUCUGGGGGUCAAUGUCCGGCCGAAGGGAUUCGAUUUAUGCGCCCAAUUGAGUUCGCGCUGCUCGGAGUCACUGUUGUGCGACCAGCCGCCUUCCUACGAUGAUGUGGUCCUUGAUCUCCCUCCCGAAUACUCUGCGCUUCCUCCGCUUGCGCAGCGCAAAUGGUCUGUCCUUUCUUCUGCACCGCAGACUCCGAGAGAUAAAUCGCCUACGACGUCUUCUACAUUGCUGAAAGAUCGCAUGUUGGAUGUUCGUAUUGAUUUUGGGGAGCUGACUGGUGUGAGGGAACAUAAGAAGAAAGGCAAACCUGCUGCGAAGAAAGCUGCUGCUCCUCCUCCUCCCCCUCCUCCCCCUCCACCUGCAGAUGGUGGUGCGGAUCCUCCAGCGGACGACCCAGCCAGCGGUGACGGUGGAGGAGAUGGGGGCGGUGACGGGGGUGGCGCCGGUGAUGGAGGUGGUGGAGGUGAUGACUGGAGUGAUUGGAAUGUAAGCGGGAGCAAGAAGGACAAGAAGAAGAAGCAAGAGGAGGAAGAGGCCGAGAAACUCGCGAAAGAGGAGGAAGAACGGAAAGCCGCCGAAGAAUCUGCCGCUAAGGAUCUUAGCUGGGCGGACCAGGAUGGCGGUGGUGAUGAAUCCUGGGCCGCGUUUGAUACUGUUGGGAAAAAAAGAAGAGCAAGUCCGGCCCCUAAAACCGGCGGAACCGGCUUCAGUUUUGGGGGUUGGGGUAAGGACUGGAGCACUGGGGACAAGCUUGAUCUCGAGGAGCCUCCCAAAGAUGAUAACAAUCCUUGGGGCGCUGCCAAAAAGAAAUCUUCAAAAACCGCUGGCGAAUUCGAUUUUGGCGACUUGGACGCUCCACCUGAGAAGCAAGAGAAUGAUUGGGGAGGCUGGGAUAUUCAAACCAAAGACAAGAAAAAAAAGGGCAAAGCUGAGCCUGAGCCAGAACCCGAGCCUGUACCUCCUCCACCCCCUCCAGCUCCUCCGGCUCCUCCAGUGAGACCCGACUUCACACAGGAAGCAUGGUACUUGAACCUGUCCAAGAAAGAACAGCGCAAGGCGAAGAAGGACAUGGAGAAGAAGUGGAAAGAUGAGGAUGAAGCCAUGGCGAAAUUGGCAGCGGAACAAGCAGAAGCCCAAGCUGCAGAGGUUGUCAUUGAGCCUGAGAAGUCCCCCGAGCUAGACAACGAUUGGAGCUUCUCUGGAUCCAAAUCAAAGGAUAAGAAGAAGAUUGACCUCUUAGCUGAUCCAGAGCCUGCUCCAGAUCCUCCGCCAGCGGAUGACUGGAUGGGUGGAUGGGGUACAACAGUUAAGAAAAAGGACAAAAAGACCAAGGAACCAGAGCCUGAGCCUGAGCCUUUGCCCGAGCCCGAUCCAGAACCUGUAGUCGACGUUGGUUUCUCGUGGGGCGUUUCUACGAAGGACAAGAAGAAAAAGAAGGGCAAAGUCGAGCCUGAACCUGAACCCGAACCAGAGCCAGAGCCGGAGCCAGAACCUGAGCCAGAGCCGGAACCCGAACCAGAGCCAGAGCCGGAGCCAGAGCCAGAGCCAGAGCCGGAGAAACCAGUUCAUGACGACCCUCUAUACGAAGGUUGGAAAGACCUUUCCUCCAAAGAGCGCAAGAAGCGAGAAAAGCAAUUGAUCCGGAAGGGUCUACCCAUCCCAGGCAAGGACUUCGAACUUCCAUCCGAUAAACCCGAGGAACCGCCUGCUCCAGAACCCGAGCCUGAACCUGAGCCAGAGCCUGAACCUGAACCUGAACCGGAGCCAGAGCCAGAGCCAGAGCCUGAACCUGAGAAGCCAGCUGAAGAUGAUGGCUGGGGUUGGGGCGUCACCAAGGAGAAGAAAAAGAAAAAGAAAGGCAAGGAUAUCGAAGAGCCUCCUCCGCCUGCACCAACUCCUCCUGCCCAGGGCUUGACUCCUGAGCCUGAGGCCAUGGGUGAUAAUGGGGAUGACAUAUGGGCAGAGCUGGCUCCUAAGGCAAAGAGCUCAAAGAAGACGAAGGCUAUUGAGUCUCCUAAGGAGGAAAAGACCUCUAAGAGUUUCUGGUCAACUUUAACAGGUACUUCAACGAGUAAAUCGAAAUCGACGAAAAAGACCAAGGAAGAAAAGAAGGAGCCCGAGCCUAUUGAGGAUGAUCUACUUAUCGAUGUUGGUGAUGACCCGCCAGCAGAUCCUGAACCAGAGCCAGAGCCAGAACCGGAACCAGAACCAGAACCAGAACCAGAGCCAGAGCCAGAGCCAGAGCCAGAACCCGUCAAGGAAGAACCUCCCCUGCCUGAGAAGAAAUCUAAGACAUCGAAACUCAGCGUGGCUGAGCGUAUCAAAGCUCUGGAACAAGCUAAGAAAGAUAAACUUAAGGGAGAAAAGGCCGCCAAAAGCAAAAGCAAAGAGAAGGCCGAACCAGCUCCAGAGCCUGAGCCCGAACCUGAGCCUGAGCCAGAACCUGAACCUGAACCUGAACCGGAGCCAACGAAGAAAAGCAAGUCAAAGUCGAAGUCAAAGGAUUCUGUCCCAGGGAGCUUUCCAGACUUUGGUGAUGAACCAGAACCUGAGCCAGAACCCGAGCCUGAGCCUGAGCCAGAACCUGAGCCAGAACCCGAACCUGAACCUGAACCUGAACCAGUCCCUGAGCCCGAACCAGAGCCUGAUCUUUCGAAGAUGUCAAAGAAGGAACUCAAGAAGUAUAAGAAACUGCAAGCAGCGGCCGCUGCUGCUAAACCACCCACUCCCCCACCGCCACCAGAGGAACCACCUGCGCCCGAAGCUGACCCAGAUCCGGCCCCUGAGCCCGAACCUGAGCCGGAAGCCGAACCAGAAGCUGAUCCAGCCCCUGAGGCUGAACCUGAACCUGAACCUGAACCUGAGGAGCCAGUGGAAGAGACCAAGGAUGUUCCUCCCACGCCUCCGCCGGAGGAGCCACCAAAGACUUCCAAGAAGGACCGACCUCGCGCUGAGCGCACUAAUACUUCAUCCUGGGGCUUCUGGGGAGCUGCAGCUCCACCGCCUAAGAAAUCCAAUAAAAAGGAGUCCAGUAAGAAGGAGCCUAAAGAACCAAAGGAACCUAAAGAACCAACGGAACCGAAGGAACCAAAGGAAGUCAAGGUCCAAGAGGAACCAGAAAAGCCAAAGAAGAAAGAGUCAACUCGAGAGCGCUCCCCCUCCGCAGCGGUGCGAACCAAGUUGAGUAAAUCUCGGCCAAAAGAAGCUGAACCAGAAGUUGAGAAAUCUUCAUCUGACCACGAAAAACGUCGGGAACGCGAGGUUCGCUCUUCGAAGAAUCAGCGAAGUUUGGCCUUGGCGAAUAUGGUUCUGGGAACACCCCAGUCUCGGAGCAAAUCGACGCGCAAGCAUGAGUCUUCUUCCAAACCAGUGUCUAGACGACCAUCUGUUGAAGAGGAUAAGGCUUCUACGCCCACUCCACCUCCAGAUGAAAAGGCAGAGGUUGCUGAUAAGGCAGCCAAAAUGAUGGGUAUCAACGCUUCCAAGUCCCGUCGUGAACGGCCGCGCACUGAGAGGCGGAAAUCAGCUCGGGAUCCAUACGCAAUCGAGGACGACGAUCUUGUUAUGGUUGACAAGGAGGAUGUAGAGGGCCAUUCACCAAAGGAGGACUCCAGUCGCUCGAAGCGCAAGUCUAAGAGACAGCCCCGCGCCAAGCCAGAAGACGAUGAUGACGGAGUUAUCGUCGACGCGGAACAAGCACAGCCACCUCCAGAUAUCGUCUCAGGACCUGACGAUAUGGCUGACGCACCCCCAAGAGAACGACGUCUCAAGCGGUCCAACACGACACCUAAGAAACCAGAGACAGGUGGUAUCAUGGGGCUGAUUGGCUCGUUCAGGAAGAGUACUAGGCCGGAAAUGCCGGAAAGGAAGAAAUCACGCUCGUAUCGGGAUGAUGACGGGAAAUAUGCCACAGAAACAGAGCGUGAAGCAGCCCGUAAAUUACGCCGCAAUGAUCGACGCAGGGGAUCUGUCAGACCAGACACCGAUGCUGAAGGAUUCGUGACGGAUGCAGCUGGCGGAUUCGAAGGUGCAGAAACCGAGCCUGAAGACGCCGAAGCUCGCAGGGCAGCGCGCAAGGCAAAGCGAGCAUCUCGACAGGCGCCCUCUGACGCACGCGAGAUGGCACGCGAGAUGGCACGUGAGAACGAAGCCCGGGAAGCCCGGGAAGCUGAAGAGCGACGCGUAAGAAGAAAAGAAAGGGCACGUGAACAGCGCGCCCGUGAAGAAGAGGAAGAAGAGCGCCGUCAAGAAGAGAAACGAGCACGACGAGCAGCCCGCGAGGAGCGUCGGAUGCGCGAAGAACAAGCCGCAAGAGACGAAGAGGCCGCCCGCGAAGCCGAAGCCCGCGAAGUCGAAGCCGCCGCCGAAGCCAAAGCAGCCGAGAGACGCGAACGACGACGAUUGCGCGAGGAAGAAAUGCUCGCUGCAAAGGCAAGCCGCCGGCGGUCCCGCGUCGAAGACCGAUACCCCAACGACGUCCUCCCAGACGAACGGGAGAUCGUAGAUCAUCGAGGAGGUCGGAGCUCACGAGCACCGGACGACCUCAAAGCUCGUCGUCGCAAGUCCAGGGCUGCACCGGAGCCCGAAGAGUCCUAUCGGCCGACUCCUAUGAAACCAGGCGCGGGCAAGACUAAGACCUCCUCGUGGGUCUAUUCUCAAGCUGACGAGCCACCAGAGCCGCCGCCGAUCAUGCCCACUGUUCUUGACAUGCCUCCUGCCAGCGCGACCAAUGAAAACGGUAAUGGCCAUUCCCUCUCGUCGGACGAGGAGGCUCGUCGCGCUGCUCGUCGGAAAGCUCGCCAUCGUGCCAAGUACCCCGAUGAAGAGGUUGAUGAUGCCCGUUCUCGGCGACGGGGGUCUCGUCGGGAAGGUGUGAAGAGUAGCUCUGGCAGUGGUGACUAUGAGCGCGAUCGUGGUAUGAGAUCGCAGCCUGGGAGUCGGCAGGGUGCUCCGCCUAGUUCAGCUGCGAAAGGGAAAUCGAGCUGGUUUAGGAAACUAACGACCUUUUAA
Penicillium nucicola is the source of this 5142-nucleotide messenger RNA. RefSeq lists its product as uncharacterized. Lineage: Eukaryota; Fungi; Ascomycota; Eurotiomycetes; Eurotiales; Aspergillaceae. The transcript is spliced from 4 exons. Bases 1 to 5142 code for a protein of 1713 amino acids. The record is from RefSeq and is a predicted model, not a curated record.